Messenger RNA from Diversispora eburnea, 2790 nucleotides. Lineage: Eukaryota; Fungi; Glomeromycota; Glomeromycetes; Diversisporales; Diversisporaceae. The record is from the annotation of a GenBank genome assembly.
AUGCAAAGAUUCUUGUCACGAUAUCAAUCUUACCAUUAUAAAACAGCAUUUAGAUUUAAUAUUUCAACGCAUGUGACGAACCCCUUCAUUACAUUCACUUUAGCAGCGACACCCCUUCUAUCUACUAUACGAUUUUGGAAAAGCAAAUUCAUUAUAAAUAAGCCAAAACGAAAAAAAACUCAAAAUAUUUCUAUAAGAGAAACCCACAAUUUACAUUCAAUUAAUGUACCAGAAUUAUUCACGCAUAAAAAAGAUGCUCGAAAAAAACGACAUUUAGCGCAACAAGUUCUAAAUAAUUCAACUGAAACUUCUCCUUUGAUAUGGCCAAAGUAUCUUGAAUUAUCAAAAAAAGGUGAACUUCAUUCAUUUACUGAAAAUGAUUUCGUGAUGAUAAUAUCAAAAUUGCUUAAAUCAAAUUGGAAACAACAGAGAAUUUUUUAUUGGAUUGAAAGACUCUGUAAAGAAAUGGAUGCAAUUGGCUUACAUUUAAACAAACACUUAUACGAAAAAAUAAUUAAUAUUUAUGUCAGAUUUGGAGAUAUCGCAAGAGCAGAAUCGAUAUUUACAGAAAUAACCAAAAAAAAUAUUGUACCCACACGUGGAACAUACCUUAUACUAAUUACUAGAUAUGCAAAAUUAGGGAAAAUAAGACAAUGUUUGGAACUUUUUCAAGAUAUGAAGAAACAUUUAAUAAUGCCGGAUAUAAAAACGUACAGUACACUUAUUUUAGCUUAUACACGAAGUAAUAAUAUAAUCGGUGCAUAUGAUUUGUUAGAUGAAAUGGAUCGAUUUAAUAUUAAACCAAAUAUUAUUACAUUCAAUACAAUCAUCCAUGGAUUAUUGAAUUCACAUGAUUUUAAAGGUGCAGAAAGGUGUCUUGAUAUAAUGCAAAAUUACGGAAUUACUCCAAAUGUAAGAACUUUUAAUACUUUAAUGGCAGGAUAUUUAGAUAUCAAAGAUUUUCGAUCAAUAGAAAAUAUUUACAAUAAAAUGCUUAAAUUAAAAUUAGAACCAUGUUUGGAUACUUAUCAUAUAUUAAUGACGAUUUUCAUUCAGAACGAAGAACCAGAAAAGGUGAAAACUAUAUUCGAAGCCAUUAUUAGUCAUAAUAUGCAAGUUGUAAGAACUUUUAAUAUACUAAUUCAUAUGUAUACAAAAAUGAAGGAUUUUGAUACGGCACGAAAAACAUUUGAACGGAUGCAAUCAUUAGGCUUAAGACCGAAUGUGGCAACAUACAGCACAUUCAUCUCUGGUUAUGUAAACGAUCAAAAUCUUGAAGAAUCAUUGAGAUACUUUGAUGAAAUGAUAAAGCGAGGAAUUGACCCAAACUUAUUUAUUUUUAACAUUCUUUUGAAAGGAUAUUUAAACAGUCACGGGAUACAAGAUUAUGAAGAUGGAUUUGAAAAGGCAAUGGGUCAAUAUCAUGAAAUGCUUAGUAAAGACCUUAAUCCAACCAAUCGAACAUUUAAUAUUAUUUUAGGGUUAGCGACGAAAAAAGAUUUACGAGAACAUAAAUUUAAUUCACGCCUUAUAAAGAAUGAUUAUAAUAAUAAGUCAAGUGAAUGCCCAGUUGAAAAUAUUCUAAAAGAGAUGAUGAAUAAAAAAUUUGUAAUAGAUGUAAUUACAUAUUUAGUUUUAAUGGGAAGUUUUGUAAAUUAUCGAUAUUUAGAAGGGGCAGAAAAAUUAAUCCAAAUAAUGCAACAUAAUGGAGUCUCUCCAAAUCAAUUCAUCUUUAAUAUAUUGUUAGAUGGAUACGUUAAAAUUUCCGAUAUGAAUAGAGCAGAAAUGACAAUCAAAAGAAUGUUAAAUAAUGGAUUUCAGAAAACAAUAAGUGUAUAUAAUUCACUUAUUAAUGGUUACGCAUCUAUUGGAGAUAUUAAAGCAGCAUACAACCAAUUUGAAGAGAUGAAAAGAAACAAUAAUGAACCAGAUAAAAUUAGUUACACAUCAUUGAUGGAUUAUUUUGCUGAUAAUCAUCAAAUAAGAAAUGCCCAAAAAACAUUUGAUUAUAUGUGUAAACAAGGAAUUCCUCACGAUAUAAUAAGUUAUACAGUACUUGCGAAGGCUUAUGCAUUAUUAGGUAAUAUUAAAGGAUGUUGGUAUGUAUUUAUUGAAAUGAUAAAAGCGGGAUAUGAACCAGAUAGUGUGUCAACGUUAAUUAUGUUAAAUGCAUAUAAUCGCAAAAAAGAUAUUAAAGGGGCUAUUAAAUACUUAAAAGAAGAUUAUUCAGGGAUAGAAAAACUUAAUACUUGGCAUUAUAAUAUUAUAUUGAAUAUGCUUGCUCGAGAUAAACAACGGGCUAAUGGCGCAUUUUUAUUAUUCAUGAAAAUGUUGUACAGUCAAAAUCAACCAUCAAAUUUUUCAGAUUCUUCAGAUUCUUCUAAUUCUUCUUCAGUUCAGAAAACAAAUACAAUAAAUCUAUCGAUUGAAUCUGAUAAAUCCGAUGGUAAUGAUGAUAACAUAGCCAAUAAUAUAGAUCCAUCACCAUCUUCUUCUUUAUUUACACACAGAGAAUUAAAUAUUCCACUUCCAGACAUUGAUAGUGUUCACAUAAUAAUCAAUCACUUUAGCCGAUAUCAAAUGUGGGAUUAUAUCAUAGAAAUAUGGGAUGAACUUUAUCAUCGAGAAAUUUAUCCACGUUCAAUUGAUUACUUUAUAUUUAUGCGAGCCUUUUCCAUGAAAAAGCAACCAGAAAAAAUGAUGAAAGUAUGGGAGAAUAAAAAAAAUGUGAAUCCAAAAUUCGAUGAUCGUUUUCUGGUUCGUGAUGCAAUACAAAUGCAACAAAAAUAG